Molecule: messenger RNA, 782 nt
Organism: Magnolia sinica
Lineage: Eukaryota; Viridiplantae; Streptophyta; Magnoliopsida; Magnoliales; Magnoliaceae
Product: zinc finger A20 and AN1 domain-containing stress-associated protein 5-like
Exons: 1
Coding region: 178-639 (153 amino acids)
Biological process (GO): protein ubiquitination
Molecular function (GO): ubiquitin-protein transferase activity; DNA binding; zinc ion binding
Source: RefSeq, a predicted model, not a curated record
CAUUUUCCUUUGCCACUGCCGACCCUCCCGACCCUUGAAAAGCCCUCCAAAACACGAUCUGUCUCGUAUUCCCGAAAAACCCUUCCUCUCUCUAACUCAAUUUCUAAAACCCGAUCUUUCUCAUAUUCCCCAUAACCCCUCAUCUUUCCAUCUCAAUCGCAAAGAAGAAAGAAGAAAAUGGCGCAGAGAGAGAAAGAGGAGACGGAAUUCAAGGUUCCCGGAAACCUAACCCUCUGCAUCAACAACUGCGGAUUUUCCGGCAAUCCGGCGACGAAGAACAUGUGCCAGAAGUGCUUCCAAGCCGCUGGAAUCCUGACGCCUCCGUCCUGCUCCGGCCACGACAAGCCCAAACCAGCCUCGAUCCGCUUGCAGGAGAGGGAGAUACCGGUGAUGGCCAUCCAGGACCGGCGUCGAGAGCCGGUGGACCAGUCGGACCUGGCUCGGCAGGUGAACCGGUGCUUGUGUUGCCGGAAGAAGGUCGGGCUGACCGGAUUCCGUUGCCGGUGUGGGGAUCUAUUCUGCUCGAAGCAUCGGUAUUCAGACCGGCACGUGUGCAGCUACGAUUAUAAGGCUGCCGGAAGGGAGAUGAUCGCUCGGGAGAAUCCGGUGGUGAAAGCGGCGAAGAUCAUUAGGGUUUGAGGGGCAAAAGUGGAAAGAAUGCAAAAGCCAUUUUCCGUCUUCUCUGUUUUGAGAAGGAAGGUGACUCGAUCUCGUGAUUGUUUCUGCAACAAGAGAGAGAGAGAGAGAGAGAGAGAGAGAGAGAGAGAGGGGUAUGAUUAUUG